Molecule: messenger RNA, 2775 nt
Organism: Seminavis robusta
Lineage: Eukaryota; Bacillariophyta; Bacillariophyceae; Naviculales; Naviculaceae
Source: the annotation of a GenBank genome assembly
AUGAUGCCACUGCAAUGGCGCGGUAUUCUUCCCUUUGGAGUGAGCGGCGCAACGGCAUCGUUGUGUCUGGCGGCCAUCACGCACACGUACCUGCUGUUCCAUUGCGCCCCGUACGUGGGGUACAUGUCGACCAUGUUACCGCAUCAACUGCACGGCCGCGUGGCUCGUAACGUUUCCGUCGACUCGGUCGGUUGGUACGCAGGACUCUUGGGCACGGCAUUUACGACGGGCCGUUGCUUGAGUUUCGUACCGUGGAAGAUUUAUCGUCAUAGUAGUUCAGCCGGAAACAGCAGCAGUCUCGCGGGCGUCAAGAAUUCGUUGCUGCUGAGUCUGGGCUUGUCGGCCGUGUGUUCCUUGUGGUUUGGACUGUCUCGAACGUACACGUCCGCCUUGUUGGCGCGGUUCGCCUUGGGCUUGUCGAAUACGCUCAGUGGAUGUGUCAAACGAGCGGCCAUUGAUCGUGGAAAGCAGUUGCGGGAACAACACAACACCAAUGCUGCCAUUGCGAGUCGCGAAGAAGAAUUGGCGCCCGCACGAGUCUUGGCCGUCAUGUGGUGGGGUUCUGCCUUGGGACCGUGUUUGGGGGGUGUCUUGUCCACUCCGGGGUUUACUUCGUUGUCGGAAGAUUUACCGCAGUGGAUUGAACUCUACCCCUUCUUAUUGCCCAAUCUGGUGGCGGCAGCCCUCUGUCUCAUUUCCAUGGCGGGAGUUUAUCACUACAUUGAAGUUGAAAUUGAGCAGCAGGAGCCAACCAAUCCACCCAAUCCACCACCAGGAAAUCCAAAAACAGACGAGGAGGGGGUAGAACAAGCAGAAUCCAGUCCCCUCUUGAACAAGAAGAAACCAGCGACGGAACGAACGACUGCUACCGGUACUGCAGCCACCAUUGAUACAACCCAACAAAAAGAAACCAUCCAUGCCUUGAGAAAUAUUUGGAAAAGCCGCAAUGCUCGAUUUCAUUUGAUUGCCUAUUGGGCUUUUUCCUUUGUCGUCGUGGCCAUUGAUGAAGCAUUGCCACUCUAUCUCAUUGCUCGUCUUUCCGGACCGGGAUUGUCCCCCAAUCAAAUUGGUUGGAUUCUGAGUGCGGCAGGUAUGAUGGUGGUACUCAGUCAAAAUCUCACGGCCAAACACAUCUUUUCUGAAGCGGGAGGGUUAUCCUUUUAUCGCAAUAUACGGUUCUCGGCGUUGCUGGGAAGUGUCCCUAGUGUGCUGGUGCCACUUGUGCUGAUACUCAAUGGCGGAACGUAUUACGAUUUAUUAUUAUUGGUGGGGUCAUCCUCCACAGAAGAACAAUCCGGCGAAUUGUUGCCAGGAGCGGCCGGAGGAGAAGCUUUGGGACCACCGGGGUCGCUCAAAUGGACAUCCUUUCUCUUUCUGUUCCUUCUUGCGGGAAGCCUCAAGGUCUUUGAUUCCAUUUAUUUUGCACUCAUUGGAGUGGCCACAGGACGGACAGUACCUCCCUGUCAUCGCGAUGAAGUGGCCCGGAUCAUGACCCUGGGAGCACUCAUUGCCCGCGCCAUUGCCCCCGUUGUGGCGGGAGCACUCGUCUCCAUUUUCAUGUCGGAUUCCAUCGUUUCCUGGUCGCAUCAUGGAGAUUCCGUGGUCUUGUGGACCGUCAUUGGACUAGUGUUUGGGGCUGGUGCCGCCAUUUUUUCCUUUCAACUCUACGAGCAGGCUGACAGAAAUACGGAUAAUGAUAAUGAUGAGAGACAGAGCCAAAGGUCCCAACGGCAGAGUUUAUACCUCGACAAUCGACAACGAGCUCAGGUAUAUGUUAAGCUUUGGGAAAUUCACUAUGAUCAGGGAUCAAGCACGGUGGGAGCCAAAUGGAGGCGAUUGGCACGCAAGGCCAUUACGCUAAAUCGAAUGAAGGGAGCCUUGUCGCCGACCAAUAAAAAAUCCGAUGAUGACGAUCACGACCCCGAGGCUGCUGCAGAAGUGGUCAGCAAAAAGAAACAUAACAAGCGCACAUCGUGGGUCGAUCACGUUCUGAAACCGGGCAUCGACAUUGAAAAUACACCAUUCUUUAUCCUCGGAACCCAUAAAAACGACAAGUCAUGUCUACCGCACGUCGCCACCCCUCCUCUCAUGGAAGCACUACGACAACAUUUGCCCAUGUCAUGUUCGGAAGAUAACUUUUGGUUGAAAUACAGCAUGGUUCGGGAUGGAGCAUCCACGCAAGUACUCGCAACCAAACUUUUGAUGGUAAAAAACACCUUUGUGGCCAUUGAGACUCUCGAUGGUGAUGUCUUUGGUUGCUUCAUGACCAGGCCUUGGGAACGAACAAGUAAGUUCGAGCAUGACGGCGAAUCAUUUCUUUGGCGGAUGAAACAUCGGCAUAGCACAACACCAGCAACCGCUCCAUUGGAUGAGGAUGCAUUGAACGAGAUUGCCAGAAAGGAAGGAGACAUUGAGAUUUAUCGGUGGACCGGUGAGAACGAUGAGUGUCAGCUCUUAUCGCAUGACCGGAUAGCUGCUGGAAGCGGAAUGGUCGAGGGACCUGGACAACAAGAUGGCUUCGGCUUCAUCAUACAGGAUGGAUUAUCGCAGGGUUCUUCCAGUCCAUGCAUAACAUAUGGCAACCCCUGCUUGGUUUCCUCGGAGGACGACGGUCGAUUCGAAGUAGCCAACAUGGAAGUCUGGGCAAUGACGCCGUUCCUGUUUGCCGAAGAAGCUGAGAAGAGCAUAUCCACCGUGCGGUUCCUGAAGGAGAAUUUGAACGUUCAUGGAGACAAGCCCAGCAGUGCCCAAAGUGCUUGGACCACCUUUCUAUAG